GGAAGUGUGGGGAAACAGUCGUGGUGAAUAUGACCAGCUAAACAGCUAGUCACGGAAAACAUUGACACUUAGUUCGUAGAGCAGCCCUCAGAAGAAUAUAUCAUGAAUAGCCUGACCCCUGAGGUGGCACUGAACCGCAUCUCUCCAGAACUGCGACCCUUAUUGUGUAGCGUGGUCAGAAAUGGACGUGUUGGUCUCGACUCUACAAAUAGCCUACGGAUCACUGAUCUGAAGACAGGUUGCACCUCACUGACACCAGGUCCUUGUUGUGACAGAUUUAAGCUGCACAUCCCCUAUGCUGGUGAGACUCUCAAAUGGGACAUCAUUUUCAAUGCAGGUGACCCUGAGCUGCCUCCUGAUUUCAUAUUUGGGGAAGACUCUGAGUUUCUGCCUGAGCCCUCUGAGCUCCCGCACCUGGUUGCCUGGGAUGCGACAGAUCCUCAGUGCUUGCUCCAGCUCGUCAAAGAGCUGAUCCAACAGUAUCAUCAGUACCAGUGCCAGCGGCUUCGCGACAGCUCCCGCCUACUGUUUGAGUAUGACAGUCUGCUGGAGGACCCCAGCUACGGCCACAGCAUGGAGAUCUACGCCGGCCGCAAGAACAGCUGGACUGGGGAGUUCUCUGCCCGCUUCCUACUCAAGCUCCCUGUGGAUUUCAGUAACAUUCCUGUGUAUCUCCUCAAGGACACAGCAUUGGACCCAGGGGUGGACGUAGCUCUUCUGUCAGUUAGUUUUGAAGAUGCUGAAGCCACACAGGUGUUUCCCAAACUGUUCCUCUCACCCAGCAUUGAACAUGCCCUUGGAGGACCCUCAGCUUUACAUAUUCCUGCAUUCCCUAGUGGAGGUUGCCUCAUUGACUAUGUGCCACAAGUCUGCCAGUUACUGACAAAUAAGGUACAAUACAUUAUCCAAGGCUAUCAUAAGCGGAGAGAGUACAUCGCAGCUUUUCUCAGUCACUUUGGAAUGGGAGUAGUUGAGUAUGAUGCCGAAGGCUUUACAAAGCUCACCCUUCUUCUCAUGUGGAAGGACUUCUGUUUCCUGGUUCACGUGGACCUGCCCCUCUAUUUCCCCCGUGACCAGCCCACACUGACCUUCCAGUCCAUUUAUCAUUUUACCAACAGUGGACAGCUCUACUCACAGGUGCAAAAGUCCUAUCCCUACAGCCCACGCUGGGACGGCAACGAAAUGGCAAAGAGAGCCAAGACAUACUUUAAAACUUUUAUUCCUCAGUUCCAAGAGGGAGCCUUUGUCAACGGCAAACUUUAGAAUUAUAACUGGAUGAAGGCAUGAGAGAGAGAAAAACGAGUGGCCUGAAAUUUGUGAACAAGUGAAGAGAAUUCUGAAUUAGUAAGGACAUCUUGUAGGUCAUCCAUAUUUUCAUUGUUGUUGUUGUUGUUGUUGUUGUUUUUGUUGUUCUUUGUUUGAUUGAUUUUGAAAUAUGGAAAAUCUCUGACUUUGAGCUGAAUUAAAAAAUGCUGCAAAACACAACGUGAAAGAACUCGUAUUGAAUCAAAGGGUGCCACCAGGACUAUCAGAACUCUACACAGCUGGAGAAUCCCAAACUGGAGAUUGUUUUUGUUGGACUCAGUCUCUUAAGAGGCAAUCAGUUGACCAUAUAAUUAAGGUAUCAUUAGUGC
Molecule: messenger RNA, 1634 nt
Organism: Chanos chanos (milkfish)
Lineage: Eukaryota; Metazoa; Chordata; Actinopteri; Gonorynchiformes; Chanidae
Gene: babam2
Product: BRISC and BRCA1 A complex member 2
Exons: 12
Coding region: 103-1263 (386 amino acids)
Biological process (GO): double-strand break repair
Cellular component (GO): BRISC complex; BRCA1-A complex
Source: RefSeq, a predicted model, not a curated record